AUGAAAUACUUCGCUUGCUUCCUUGCCCUCGUGGCCGUGCUCAGCGUGGCGUCUGCUGGCUACAUCCGCUCCGGCUGGUCCUCCCCGUACGCCUAUUCAUCGCCGGUGGUCUACUCGCGCCCACUGGUCAGCCGUGUGGUCUACUCACCGUCUUACUACAGCGGCUACGGGGGCUACAGCGGCUACGGUGGCUACGGAGGCCGCGGUGGAUACGGCGGAUGGUCUUCCGGCUACAGGAGCGGCUGGUGG
Molecule: messenger RNA, 249 nt
Organism: Iphiclides podalirius (scarce swallowtail)
Lineage: Eukaryota; Metazoa; Arthropoda; Insecta; Lepidoptera; Papilionidae
Source: the annotation of a GenBank genome assembly